Symbiodinium pilosum is the source of this 1812-nucleotide messenger RNA. The record is from the annotation of a GenBank genome assembly. NCBI's taxonomy places the organism in Eukaryota, Dinophyceae, Suessiales, Symbiodiniaceae.
AUGCCCGAUCCCCGUUCGGACACAGUUGAACGCAUCAAUAACAGAAUUGCCCGGGCCGCGCCCUCGGGUGUCUGGUCGCGCGCUGACUUUCUCGAUAUCGGCACGCCAAACGCCGUCGAAAAGGCGCUUCAACGGCUCACCAGCAGCGGUCAAAUUCGCCGUCCCCAUCGCGGUCUCUAUGACAAACCUGGUGAGAGCGGCCUGACGGGGAAAAUGGUGUUUCCGCCACGCGCAUCCUUCGUCGAUGCGAUCGCGCGGCGCGACAAACUCCGCGUACUGGUCGACGGAAUGACGGCGGCCAACGAUCUUGGCCUCACGACGGCCACGCCGGCGCGGUCCACGAUCUAUGCCGAUACCUACCCUCGCACAAUAGCAAUCGAAGCCAAUGCCGGGGACCCGCGAGCAACCGCGCCGGUCGUCUAUGUGCUCGAUUUCAAACGCAUCUCCGCCAAGUCCGCCUUUUGGGCGGGACGGCCGGCCAUGCGCGUGAUCCAGGCGCUGGGCUGGUUUCGUGAUGAUCGAUCAAACCUCGACACCAUCCUCAAUGGCAUUGUGCGCCACCUCUCGAAAAGCCCUCAAGGCGAAGCCAUCAUCAAGGACCUGCGCGAGAAUAUCGCUGCACUGCCGGCCUGGAUGUAUCCGAUAAUCACCGAUAUCGAGCGCAACGUGACCACUAAGGGCGCGGAGGACGGCCCCACCGGCAUGUAUAAGGCGUUCAUUGAUAUCCUUCGCUCCCAGGACGAGGAGCGCAUCGCGCUGUUUUCGAGCGUUGCUGCGAGUCUCGAAACGCGCGCAGAGAAUGUCGAAAAGGACCUCUAUGUCUGCUGGAUGCUGGAUUUCCUGUUCAACCGCCGCCAGGGCGAUCCGAUCGGGCUCUACUUCAAGGGUGGCACCAGCCUCAGCAAGGCUUAUGGCCUGAUCCGGCGCUUUUCCGAGGACAUCGACAUCGGCAUCUAUAAGGCCGAUCUAGGUGUUCCCCUCGAGGCCGAUAUCGCCGCGCUGCCCUCGGUCAACCAACAGCAAAAGACGCUGGCAAAUCAGGUGGACGAAGCGGCGCGAGUCUAUAUUUCGGGACCGCUGAAAGACCUGCUGGCCAAGGAGAUUGCCGCGGUCGAGGCGGCUAGCGGUCAAGAGGGCCUGUUUUCCAUCGAGUUUGGCUACGACGCCUAUCGCGACAAGGACGCACUCGACAUUCUGGUCCUCCGCUAUAGGAGCGUCUUUGACACGAGCGGAGGCUAUGUCGAAGCAGCGGUUCGCAUAGAAGGCGGUGCCCGGCCCGAUCCCGUUCCGGCCGAGCCUCGGCAGAUCGAACCCUAUCUUGCCUCGGAAAUGCGCGCGGGGGCGGACCUGACGGUGCAUGGUGUCAUGACCGUCAAGCCGGAACGGACCUUCUGGGAAAAGGUCUUGAUCCUGCAUGCUAUGACCGAAAUGAGCGAAAAGCGUAGCCUUGAAGGCAACCCCGAACGGCCCGUCCCCGAUCUCAAUCGCUAUUCACGCCACUAUUACGACGUCCACCAGAUAUGGACCCAUCCCGACUAUGGAAGGGUCACGGCCUCCGCGCUCGAGCUUGCCGAGGCGAGCCGUCAGCACAAGGAGCUGAUGUUCCGGGCGCCCGAUCACCGAUAUGACCGCGCCAUACCGGGCAGCUUCCGACUGGUGCCAACUGCGGACAUGGGCAAAAAGCUCGCGGCCGACUAUGAGCGCAUGUCGGCGAUGAUUUUCGGCACGGCGCCCAGCUUUGAGGCCGUCAUGACGAGCAUCGAAGAGCUGGAGAAAUUCCUCAACCUGACCUUACCCACUGUUGGAGCUUAG